AUGUCGAACAAAACAAAAACUACCCGGGAGGGUCCCGCUUGCGGGGAAUCCCUUGGUGGGUCGGACAGCCGGCCCAUCGGCCCCAUUGUAUACGGGGGGGCCAUUCGCCAUGUGAGGGAGGAGAAGUUAGGAUCGGAUGGAGGAGAGAGGAUGGGAAGAUUAUCGGACUCGGAGGAGUCAGACAGCAGGAGCUCCAUGAUAAGCGUGUCCAGUCGCUUUGGCUCCAUGGAGUCUCUGGACCAUGACGGUCCAGGAAGGUACUGGAGUGAGGGACGCGGCCAGAAGCGGCCUAGAGACCUGGAGCUGAGUGGCAGCUCCACAGAUACCCCCGCUAAGGGGCGUAGCAAAAGGAGAGGACGAGGUCGCCCGCCAACUACUGGCGAAUAUGUCGGGCUGGCAGCAGCAAAAGAGUCCCUACGAAAGGCGACGGAAGCAGAGAUUAGGGCACGAGCCGAGGCGGAGCUCCUUGAGUCAGUGGUAGAAGCCCGCAAGACUCGCUCGAUCCUGGCUAUCGCAGGCUCAUCACAUGAUGCGAGAACUGCAGAAAACGAAGACACGGCGACUACCGUCCUCAAGCGGAUCGAGACCAGUCUCGAAGUCGUCGAGAAGGUGGCAAAAAAGUCAUCUAAUCUUAAAGGAACUUUCGUACGCGCUCUACACGACGCCGUAAGUGCGAUAAAAGAAGACGUCGCUGGCCUGGCGCAGAGGUCGACAUCCGAGGAGACGCGUGCCUUGCAGGCUGACAACACCCGCCUGCAAGCCGAGAUGUCCAGCCUCCGCAAGGAGCUGGCUGACAUACGCCAGGAGAUGGAGCAGGCGCGGAAACAGGGGUCCGCCAACGCCUGCAUGGAGGUGACGACGGAAGCCGUCCCUGUCCGGCCCCCGGAAACACGAACAGAAUCCUCCCUAGAGGACAUCUGCCGGGCGGUGAUGAUCCAGGUGGGCGGUAUGCUGAAUGCCCGCCUGGCUGCCUUGGAGGACAGGCUGCUUCCUGAGAGAAACCUGCGGCCAUCAUUGGCGUCUGACAGGAAAAAGGAAGCCCGCACAUUUGCUGCUGCAACCGCGAAGCCCACGCCUGCACCAGCCCCGGAUGCUAGGGAAACAGUUGGAAUUGAAGAGCCCUCGGUGCCAUCUCAACCCGGCCCCAGCGGACUCACGCGCCAAGCGCCCACGGUGCAGCCCAAAAAGGGCAAGAAAGCCUCCAAAAAAGGAGCGCUUAAAAAGAAGAAAACUCGGCCGACGACUGGCGUGAACCUGAGGUCCUCCCCCGUCGCCCCCGUAACAUCAUCAAGUGCCCUUCCUCCCCGCCCUCUUAAUCCGGACGCGCUUGAGGAAAAUUGGGUAACGGUUGGGAGAAAUGGAAAGGCGCAACGGUACAAACCGAAAGCGGCCCCCGUGCAGGCAUCUACAUCUGCGCCUGCACCGCCGUCGCCGCAAAGACUAAAAGUACCAAGAAGCGCUGCUGUAGUCGUGACGCUCACCGAAGCGGCCAUCACGAAGGGGCUGACGUACAGCGGCAUCCUUAGGGAAGCGAAGUCAAAGAUCGACUUAAAGGAGGUGAUAGGCGUCGAAGCGGUGCAAUUCCGUCGGGCGGUGACCGGUGCCACUAUCAUCCGCAUCCCCGGCGCCACUAGCGCCCCUAAGGCAGAUAUCUUGGCACAAAAACUCCAAGAACUUUACCAGGACGACAACAUCAAGGUCUCCAGACCGGAGAAAUUAAUCGAUGUUAAGAUCGAAGGUCUGGACGACUCGACGACACCUGAGGAGGUAAAAGCAGCAAUCAUUCGGAAAGCAGCAUGUGCGGGCGACCAAAUUAAAACUGGCCGACUCCGCCAGAACAGGUCAGGGCUAUAUGACAUCUGGGCCCAGGUCCCUGUGGCAGCAGCGAAGAAGCUGACGACGGGCCGUUUCUUGGUGGGCUGGGUGGCCGCAAAAGUCACCAUCGGCAGACCCAGGGAGCUGCGCUGCUAUCGCUGCCUGCAGCAGGGGCAUGUGGCCAGCCGCUGCGAUGCGGAGGAUCGCAGUCGGGCCUGCUACCAAUGUGGUCAGGAGGGUCACAAAGCUGCGUCCUGUCCGUCGCAACCAAACUGCAUCCUGUGCAAAGCGGCGGGUAAGGACGCCAAACACCGGUUGGGAAGUGUCAAAUGCUCGGCACCCAAAAGAUCGGUCCCAAGAAGAGCACUAGUUAAUGUAGCGAACAAUGCGCCCCCACCGAGCGGGGAAGAAAUGGAAGUAGUGGAAGUCGCUCAAGAUUGA
Messenger RNA from Papilio xuthus (Asian swallowtail), 2256 nucleotides. RefSeq lists its product as uncharacterized. Bases 1 to 2256 code for a protein of 751 amino acids. Gene Ontology annotation, molecular function: nucleic acid binding; zinc ion binding. The transcript has a single exon. The record is from RefSeq and is a predicted model, not a curated record. Lineage: Eukaryota; Metazoa; Arthropoda; Insecta; Lepidoptera; Papilionidae.